This is a messenger RNA of Alternaria rosae, 5148 nucleotides long. RefSeq lists its product as uncharacterized. The record is from RefSeq and is a predicted model, not a curated record. Gene Ontology annotation, molecular function: medium-chain fatty acid-CoA ligase activity. The transcript has 10 exons. Gene Ontology annotation, biological process: fatty acid metabolic process. The coding region runs from base 1 to 5148 and encodes 1715 amino acids. NCBI's taxonomy places the organism in Eukaryota, Fungi, Ascomycota, Dothideomycetes, Pleosporales, Pleosporaceae.
AUGAUAAAGCUGCCCAGCGCGUGUCUUAGUCAUCCCCGUUCUCAGCCUCUUUGUGGCCGUGCGACUCCACCAACACCAGCCCUGCAUAAAGCUCCAGUCCCUCUAAGGCGCUUCACGAGGGCUAAUCUAGUCGCGUCAUGUGGCAUAAACAGUCACACAAUACAACAUAACCCACCCUCACUCUGCUUCUUUGGCCGGCCCGAAGCCAUGUUCAACAUCUCGAAUUUGGUGCAGAAGGCGCAGCAAUACAUCGAACCCACGCUCAACACCAUAGCCGCGCCCGCAUCGUCAGACCGCCGACCCUCCAAAGCCACACUCUUCCGCUACCAAUUCCGCCUACCCGACUCGCAGAACCCCCUCCAAGAGAUUACCGCCGAGCUUACCCUCCAACCCCACCAUUCCACGAGGGGCCCCGGCGAUGUCACAUCGGAGAAGGAGCGCAGCCAGGGCAACCACUAUGUCGGCAAGCUGCACCUGAGCGAGCAGUAUCUCUGCUUCUCCACACAGGGCUCAAGCUUCGCCAAUACCGCUAGCCUCAGCUCAUCGAGCAGCUUCACCGGGCAGACUCAUGGGGCGGGACCUGCGGGCAAUGGUUUCACGUUACCACUAUGCGGCAUACGGCGGGUGGAGCGACUGCAUAGUCAGAGCUACAUGUUCGCGCUGGCGAUUACAACGUGGAACGGCAUACCAGACUCGAAAUCGCAGGUACCUGCUGGUCAGAAGCUCACGAUUCAGCUGGCGGGGUCUCGACAGGCAUGCGAACGCUUUUGCGAUGCUCUCAAGAAGGGGCUGAGAGAAGGCGUCAAGGAGGUAGACAAUCUGCGCAAAGUAGUGGGGCAAUGCUACUCGGAGUAUCUUCUCACAGACGCCGAGCAGAAGAAGGCCGGAGACGAUGGCAAACAAGCGCGGGAACACCCAGAUACCGGCCUAGGCAUGAUCUUCAAAUAUCCAGGCAACGCGCGGAAGCUGAGGGAUGCGACAAAGAUACGGCUAUGGCGCGAGUAUCUUAGAGCAGAUAAUGGCCGAAGUGCGACUCUCAUCCGACAACCUACUUUCCACAAGCUCAUUCGCGUCGGUCUGCCGAAUCGGUUGCGAGGCGAGAUGUGGGAGCUCACAUCGGGCGCCUUCUUCCUGCGCCUGCAGAACCCGAACCUCUAUACCCAGACCCUAGCAAAGUUCUCCGGGCGAGAGUCGUUAGCGAUCGAUGAGAUUGAGAAGGACCUUAACAGGAGUCUGCCGGAGUAUCCAGGCUUUCAGUCCGAAGAGGGAAUCGGCCGACUCCGACGAGUCUUGACGGCAUACAGCUGGACAAACGAGGAGGUUGGCUACUGCCAGGCGAUGAACAUUGUGGUCGCAGCACUGCUGAUAUACAUGUCCGAGACUCAGGCCUUUUUCCUCCUAUCCGUGCUGUGUGACCGCCUCCUGCCCGGCUACUACUCACAAACCAUGUACGGCACCUUGCUGGACCAAAAGGUCUUCGAAUCACUCGUCGAAAAGACGAUGCCCAUACUAUGGGAUCAUCUGGUCAAAUCAGACGUGCAGUUGUCCGUUGUUUCUCUACCUUGGUUUCUCUCGCUCUAUAUCAACUCUAUGCCUCUAAUCUUUGCUUUCCGCGUUCUUGAUGUUUUCUUCCUCGAAGGCCCAAAGGUUCUCUUCCAAAUCGGUUUAGCUAUUCUGCGCAUCAAUGGCGAGGAACUACUUGAUGCUACAGAUGACGGCACCUUCAUCUCAGUCUUGAAGUCGUACUUCUCAAGGCUCGACGAGUCUGCCCACCCGAAAUCAGAGAACCCAAAGCUGCGAGCAGUCACUCGAUUCCAGGAGCUCAUGGUGGUCGCGUUCAAAGAAUUUGCGGGCAUCACACAGAAUACCAUCUCCGAGCAGCGUGCGAAGCACAAGGAUGCCGUACUUGAGAAUAUCGAAAACUUCGCCAAGCGUACUUCAAUACGUAACCUCGGUCCCGAUAGCAAGAAGUUGAGUGUGAAUGAUCUUGGGUUCUUGUACGACAAAUUCUACGCCGUGUUGUACGAGCGACAACAAAGAGCUGAGAUAAUGCAACAAGAAGCCGAGCGCAAGGCAAAGGCCAGCAGGAUGAGAGCGACAGAAGUUGUGAUGGGUACAUCUGGAAACGCGGAGAAGGGUCGUGUGGCACUUGGACCUAGCCCUACCCAGAUGGACUACGAUGCCUUUAGAGAGUUCCUAGCUGGCAUCGCAAAGUGGGCAAUUACUGACUCACCGAGCUCACCACCCGAGGGUAGUGGCACUCAGUCUCCGCACUCGUACUUUGGAAACAGCAUGAGGAAACGCCCCCCGAUGUCACCAUGGGGCUCAGGACCGGAGCCAGCGGACCAUGAGUUCAUGCGACGCUUGUUCCGGCGUUGGGAUGUGGACAUGACCGACUCGUUAUCGCUACAGAAUGUCGUCACUGGUUUCGCGCAUGUCAAAGGCACGAAGGACAUCAUGUCCAACAUCAGCUACUUUUUCGAGUUAUACGAUGACGACGGCGAUGGCAGAGUAGAUCGUGAGGGUAUUUUGAGAAUUUCCGAAGCUCUUCUUUUCCUGUCGAGGCGAGGCGUCCACGACCCAAGCCCGGCUGCCUCGUCACUGGACGUAAGCUCGGAGGCAGGUUCAGAACGCAUCGGUCGCGACGAACAAUUCUUAAGUAGCGUUUCUGCCUUCAUUCGGCAUUGCUUCGAAUAUGCCGACCCCGAUCACCCUUCCAAUCAGUCAAAUAAGGCCGUCGAACAGGUCUCAGAGGAGGUUGACAACUUCGCAAUUGGUGACGACGAGGAAGAUGACUUGAUAGACUUCGGAUCUGAGCCAGCAACACCAAAAGCCACAGCAACCACGUUCGAGAAGUCGGACCAGAAUCCAAUGUCUCCAACACCAUCAAAUCAUACCACUGAAUCAGAGGUUGCAGAACGCAACGACAAGGCGAAGUCGGCGAACCUUGCGCUCGAUCCAAACAAGCCUCUUCACAUAACACUACCUACUUUCCGCAUGGUCAUUCUCGCCGAUGACGCAUUGCUGAAUUUCUUCGAAGUCGGCUUCUCGUCGUCUUUCCGUCUGGCCGAUGAGACGCUAUCCUCGGGUUCCAGCUUCCACAACCUCACCACUUUCGCCAAUGCUGGAAGGCAAGGCGGCGGAGGUGGAGGGUUGGGUGGUGUCGUUGGUGGUGCUGGCGCUGGUGUUGUGCCACCUGGCAAAGGCCUACGAGGCAUGCUUGACAACAUCGUCAACGACGGAAUGCGCGUCGCAACCGAAGUCAGGAGACGAUACGACGAAGCGCAAAAGGAGCUGGAUAAGGAAGCUCGACACGGACGAGAUGACGACGACGAUGAUGAGGAGGUUGAUGCGAAAGACCUGGAUCUACUGGAGGGUGCAGAAACGGUGGAUGUGGGUGCGUCGAAAGGAGAAGCCCCACUGGACCUACUGUCACCGACGGUACGACAGCCGCCAUUGCUGGAGAAGACGGUGCCGCAGCACUUUGACGAAGUUGUGAGGCAAUACGGUGACCGUAACGCAGUGAUAUCACACCAUCAACGUAUACGCCUGACUUAUGAUGCGCUCGAUCGCGACUCGAAUAGGCUUGCCAGGGGACUGCAGAAGCUCGGCGUGAAGAAAGGGGAAAGAGUCGCCGUAAGCUUGGGGAACAAUGCUGAGUUCGCUACUCUCACGUACGCGCUGUUCAAACUGGGAGCGAUACUGGUGCCACUGAAUCCCUCGUUCAACGCACCCCAAGUCCUCAACGCGAUCAAUCACCUAGAUGCCGCGCAUCUCAUCAUCGGAGCCGAAACGAAUCUCCCGCGUAAAGACCCACGAUCCAAUAUCUCGCUCCUCACACAUUUGAUACCCAACCUCGCCGGCUCGACCCUCGAAUCCGAACUCGUCCCGUCAUUGCAGAACGUCAUACUGGUAGACAACUCGCAAGGCAGGGUGGACCUGGGAGAUUACAGGUGUCUGAAGAGAUACGAGCACGUCGUUGAAGAUGGUGCUCAGGACAACGCGUUUGAAGAUCAAGGAUUGCAUCCGGAUGACAUCGUCAAUGUCCAAUUUACGUCUGGCACCACAAGCAUGCCGAAAGCUGCGUGCUUGAGUCAUAAGAGUAUCUUGAACAACGGAAAUAGCAUUGGCGACAGGAUGCUAUUAACGCCAGACGACGUUGUGUGCUGUCCGCCUCCGUUAUUCCAUUGCUUUGGAUGCAUUCUCGGAUACAUGGCCACAGCGACCCACGGCAGCGCCAUCGUCUUUCCAACCGAAGCCUUCAAUGCCCUCGCCACACUCGAAGCCGUUCGCGAAUACAAAUGCACAGCACUCUAUGGCGUCCCCACCAUGUUCGUCGCUGAACUGGAGCUGCUAGCUCACGGUGCUGUUCCCAAAGAUGGGUUUCAAUACCUGCGUACCGGUAUCGCGGCUGGCUCUGCGAUUCCCUCGGAACUCAUGCGCAAGCUGCACAAGAAUCUGAACUUGACUGAGUUGACCAUCUGCUACGGCAUGACCGAGACCUCUCCUGUAUCAGCCAUGACCACCACGGACGACCCCAUCGAAAAGCGCAUCGAUAGCGUCGGUCGUCUCCUCCCGCACGUUCGCGCCAAAGUUGUCAAUCCGUCAGACUGGUCGCGCACCCUUGACGUAGGCCAACGCGGCGAACUCGCGGUAUCAGGCUAUCUCCUUAUGAAAGGAUAUUGGGGUGAUACAGCACGUACGGAAGAGGUUUUACAGCCGGAUGAGGACGGAAUGCUAUGGAUGCAUACUGGUGACGAAGCUUCUAUGGACGAAGAAGGAUAUAUCAAGAUUACUGGCAGGAUAAAAGAUCUGAUCAUCAAGGGAGGCGAGAACAUCCACCCACUGGAGGUAGAGAAUUGUCUCUUCGCUCAUCCUGCUAUCAGCGAGGUUAGUGUUGUGGGUCUACCGGACGAGCGGUACGGUGAGGUUGUCGCAGCUUUCGUGGUUACGCAUGCUGGCGAUGACGGAAAGGUGACCGCGGAUGAGGUGCGAAGCUGGGUUAGGGAGAAGCUAAGCCAUCACUUAGUACCCAAGUACGUCUUUUGGGUAGACAACUACCCCAAAACUGCCAGUGGAAAGAUCCAGAAAUUCAAGCUAAAAGAGCGAGGGAUUGCGCUCUUGCAGGAAGGCAAAGGACUAAUCUAA